This is a messenger RNA of Lodderomyces jiufengensis, 729 nucleotides long. RefSeq lists its product as uncharacterized. The coding region runs from base 1 to 729 and encodes 242 amino acids. Gene Ontology annotation, cellular component: nucleus; Smc5-Smc6 complex. NCBI's taxonomy places the organism in Eukaryota, Fungi, Ascomycota, Pichiomycetes, Serinales, Debaryomycetaceae. The record is from RefSeq and is a predicted model, not a curated record. Gene Ontology annotation, molecular function: ubiquitin-protein transferase activity. Gene Ontology annotation, biological process: DNA damage tolerance; double-strand break repair via homologous recombination. The transcript has a single exon.
AUGUACAACGAAGCACAUAAAGUAUUAUUAACAUAUAUUAGAUCUAUUAAAACAAUAAGUUCACAAGAUUUACUAGAUGCUCUCGUGUUAAUAUCUCAAAGAUUGAAUUCUGGAGAAGAAAGAAUAACUUUAGAUUUAUUAAAUCAAUAUAUUUCAGAUAUCAAUUUAGAGAUUUCACAACAAGGUUUUAAAAUUGAAAGGAAAAAUGAUGAAAAUGAUGGAAUAUUAUAUUAUAUUUUUAUAAAUACAAUGAUUGAUGAUAUAAUGAAAGAAACCACCGCAUAUUCAGUUCCUGAAUUAGUAUCCAUUAAAUAUAUAAUUGCAGAAAUUAUUGAUAAAUCCAAUUUUGAAUUCAGUGCAAGUAAAAAUAGUAUUCAACAAAUUGUAUCACAACAUCAGAAUAAAUCUUUAAGAGAUUCAAGUUUAUUUAUAAAUAGAUUAAUUGAUGAUGGUUGGUUGGUUUUAACUAUGAAUGAUGAUUUAAUUUUAUCAAUCAAGAGUUUAUGUGAAUUAAAACAAUAUCUUAUUGAUGGAUUUGGUUAUAUUGAAGAUAAUGGAAAAAUUUUAUCUUGCUCAGUUUGCAAAGAUUUGGUCACAUUAGGGCUCUUUAAAGCAGAAAAUAAUAAUGCUUUCCACAGAAAAUGUUAUGACGUUUAUUGUAGAAAUAAUGAUAUUCAACAUCAGGAUAGAAGUUUAAUGAGAGUUGGUCCAGAUCCAUCAACAAUUUAG